AUGGUACUUUGUUCUUUCGCUCAUGGUACUUUGAUCUUUUCGCUCAUGGUACUUGUUCUUUUCGCACAAGACGGUAUCUUCUCUGAUUCUGAUACUCGCAUCUUUUCUCCACAAUCCAAAUUCCACAUGGCGCCCAAGGCCCAGAAAAUCGAGGAAGACACCUUGGCCCGGCAAUCGGACGUCACGGUUGCCACUAACGCCACGCCCCAUGCCGAAUACAAGGGCUUUUUCGUCUAUGUGCUAGCGUCGGUGAUUUUUUUCGCAUACAUCGGAUGGACCGUGGUGCCUGAGCCGUGGCUCCAGAAAAUCGGCGUGUCCUAUUAUCCAGACAAGUACUGGGCGCACGCGGUGCCGGCGUACCUGUUGAUUGCCAUGGUAUACUCGUAUGUGUUUGUGGCGUUGGUGAACUUCGAGGUGAAGACGCUCAAGCUUGACGAUUUGCGCAAUUUCACCGACGAACAUGCGGUUUAUCCGAAAAACCCCGAGGAGUAUGUAUGGAAGGCGCCAAGUGGCGUUUGGGAUCUUCCGAUCGGCUUGGUCAAUGACGUUUUGUACGGGGGAGAUUAA
This is a messenger RNA of Clavispora lusitaniae ATCC 42720, 567 nucleotides long. It is a transcript of the gene GPI19, whose product is annotated as phosphatidylinositol N-acetylglucosaminyltransferase. Gene Ontology annotation, biological process: GPI anchor biosynthetic process. NCBI's taxonomy places the organism in Eukaryota, Fungi, Ascomycota, Pichiomycetes, Serinales, Metschnikowiaceae. Gene Ontology annotation, cellular component: endoplasmic reticulum. The record is from RefSeq and is a predicted model, not a curated record.